Molecule: messenger RNA, 480 nt
Organism: Corylus avellana
Lineage: Eukaryota; Viridiplantae; Streptophyta; Magnoliopsida; Fagales; Betulaceae
Source: RefSeq, a predicted model, not a curated record
AUGAAGGAGAGUGGCAGGAAACAAGGUGCUCCUUCACCAUGCGCAGCAUGCAAGCUUCUGAGGAGGAGAUGUGCUGAGGACUGUGUUUUUGCUCCUUAUUUUCCAGCUGAUGAACCCCAGAAGUUUGCUAACGUGCACAAGGUCUUUGGUGCCAGCAAUGUCAACAAAAUGUUACAGAUCGGCGGGGGAUUGUGCGACAACUUACUGACAUGCAUUGUGCGAGCAUGGGAUUACAGCAAGCCUUUCUUUGUUGCACCUGCCAUGAACACGUUGAUGUGGAACAAUCCUUUCACGGAACGACAUAUCAUGUCGAUUGACGAGCUUGGCAUUUCUCUCAUUCCACCUGUCACGAAGAGGCUGGCUUGUGGGGAUUAUGGCAAUGGUGCAAUGGCUGAACCUUCUCUAAUAUACUCAACUGUAAGGCUUUUCUUAGAGUCAAAGAUUCAACAAGAUGGCGGUAAUACUGAGCAACUUUUCUAA